This is a messenger RNA of Pectinophora gossypiella (pink bollworm), 3788 nucleotides long. RefSeq names its product armadillo repeat-containing protein 5 (gene Rnb). Gene Ontology annotation, cellular component: cytosol. Gene Ontology annotation, biological process: anatomical structure morphogenesis. Gene Ontology annotation, molecular function: protein binding. The record is from RefSeq and is a predicted model, not a curated record. Bases 58 to 3303 code for a protein of 1081 amino acids. NCBI's taxonomy places the organism in Eukaryota, Metazoa, Arthropoda, Insecta, Lepidoptera, Gelechiidae. The transcript is spliced from 12 exons.
GCUCUGUCUGUCAAAUAAAAUUUUGUCAACAAAAAUGUGUUAAAAUUUUAUUUUAAAAUGGAUAAAAACUAUGUUAAAUCUAGUAUAGAAGGAUUAAAAUCACCUUCUUCAAGUCGAGUGCAAGAAAGUUUAUUGAAAAUUAGGAGCAAAAUCACCAUAAAUGACAAUGGCAUUAAACUAUUUCGCGAAUGUGGAGGCUUGGAUUAUUUACUACCACAUUUACGUAAACCAAAUGAACGAAUUCUCGAUAUUACUCUAAGUAUUCUUGGGAAUUGUUGCUUAGAAGAAGAGAGUAGUUUAUUGGUAGGCAAACUAAAUAGUUAUGGGCCACUAGUAGCCAUUCUUAAAACGGUAUGUCGUGACAGUAUAGUUGGGAGAGCCUGUCGACUUAUUGGCAACCUGGCACAAAAAAACAUCAAUGCUGAAGCUUUGCAUAACCAUGGAGCAGUCACAGCCCUGGUUACCCUUAUUGAAAAUAGAGAUAAAAAUACUUCCUAUCCUACUUUGACUAUGAGUGUAAGGGCUAUAAGGCAAUUAUGGAUGGUAAUAGACAAAAGAGAGGAGAUGUUAAGUUUGAAUGCAGUCAGAUGUAUCACCAUACUGUUGACAACUGAGUGUGAGUCUGCUGGGAUAAUAAAGACAGCUGCUGCAACCAAAGCAAGUGAUGGCCUAAGGAAGAGCCAAGAAGAGCUUAUUACUGGUAUACUGAAAUGUUUAGGCUACUUCACAACACAUGCUACAGCAUCUUGUGCUGAACAGCUUCAAGGUGAUGGUAGAGGAUAUCAAUGUCUUGUAGCACUUACCAAAACUUAUGAAUCUCUGUCACUUAAAUGCCUCAUGAAUUUGUGUUACUUAUCUCCAUGUCGGCCCCUGCUUGGCAUUGCCGGCCUGGUUGAGUGUCUUGUGGGGAUUUUGCAGAAGACUUCAGAGGUGCUGUGGUGGCCAGAGGGUGCGGCGCGUGCUUUAGCCCAGCUGAGCGGCGAAUCAGUAAACAGGUCUCGCCUGCGGCAUUGUGGAGGCCUACCUCUGCUGGUGGCCGCCGCCAAGGUCAGCCCGCACGCCAUGCACGCGCUGCUGCAGUAUGUUUUUGAUGACACUUCCUUCCAAAUCCUUGUUAAUGAAGGUCUUAUAAGUCUGCUGACAGAGGAACUAACCAAAUAUCUCACCACAAUGGAAUUUGAACACAAUAACUUGGAAAAUGCGGAUGUGUUAAGUGAGACUUCAGAUUUGAAUAAAGUAAAUGAGAGUGUUAAGACUAUAAAAGUUGACACAUCACCACAAACAGAAAGUCUUGUUGAGAAUAAAUGCAGUCUCUUUACGAGACGUAGGAGCCAGCCAUCUUCUAAGAACGAGGAUGAGUUAAAAGUUGUUAUAGAGAGAGAUAACAUGAUCGUUGGGUUUGUCGAUGCAGUGGACAGUGACGCAACAGAUGACAGUCAGAGCGAUGACGACAAUCCGCCACCACGACGGAACAAGUGCCUCAAAAGAGCAAGAUCUAGAAGCCCGAAAAUGUUUAAAAAGAAAUCGCAGCUAAUCAAAAUGGCUAGCAAGGACUGGUCGGCUGGUGUUUACUGGGAACCUAAAAGUCCAGAAUGGCAUGUUCCCUCGCAGAUGUAUCGGCCGCCUGCCAUGAGUCCAGAUAGAUCCGAACAGGGGCCUUUAUCUCCAUAUUCCGAAGGCAACCAAUCUGGCUUCAGCCCUGAAUACAGAGGAUUCUCAAGCAACAAGCGCGCUCGAUGGGAUUGGAGUCCUGAAUCGGGCGUUAGUACUGGCGAAUGUAGUUCCGCUUCUCCAUAUUGGACGGAGUAUCAAUGGAGUCCUAGUAGUUCUGGACCUACGUCACCGUUUAGCGGUAAUGAAGAGAGCUCAGACUCAGAGGUAUCAGGUCGUUACUCGCCGGUGUGCAGCGAGGUGGAGGGCGAACCCGAGGACACGGAGAUGAGCGCCGACCGCGCUGUAGCGGAGCUGGACGCGGCCCAGGUGGCGCACGACCUUGAUGAGCUCAUCAUGGAUGAUGACGACAGCCUUGAGGAAGUACCUUUAGAAGAUGAUACAAUUAAAAUUGACACGAAUACAAAAUCGUCUCGUAUAGCAUGCGUGCUUGUGUUACUAUUCAGAGUAUCUCACGGAGCCUGUAGUUCCUACGGGUCUAUUCGCGAAGAGCCGGUCCCUAACCACACGCUAGAGUUACUCACAGGAAAAGAAUGUCUGAACGCGCUGCUAGACUAUGUAGAACGGUGUAAGCGGCCGCUUGGCAGGGCAGCACGUAUACUGGCUAGAGUGCUUAGCAAUGCUCUCUGCCUGAUGAGUAUUCUGAAACACAGACUUGCAUUACGUCUACACAAUAUGUCAGUCAGUUCUAAACAUCCGCCAACAAAAUGUCAGCAAUGUAAACAAAUUGUAAGACUAAGCGCAAAACUACUAUCACAGUUGACUAUACUAGCAGAGUCGAGUUACGGCAUCGGGGAAAUUAGCUACCAACUGUUAAAGGGCAGCCAUUGUAUGAAACAAACCCUUUCACUGACACUACCAUAUAUUGUCAGGACAGAAAAGCCCCUGAAGAAAUAUUUCAUCGACUGCAGCGCGUUGAAUUUCCUGUUCACGAUCAUCGCGGAGUCCAAGGAAGAUAUACAGGAAUGCGUCACCGCCCUCGUCAAGCUGGCCACCAACCUCCACAUCAAGGACCCCAAAAUGUUAGAAAACAGGUUCAAAGACAAAAUAUGCGUCAGUUACGACCCUAUAUUAGACAACCUCUCGGUCGAUGACGUAGUCACUUUUGAACUAGAUGAUCAAUCAACAGUGCAAGCAAACAAAGUUUUCUUAUGCCAGAACUCUGAAGUGUUCAGCGCUAUGCUUAUGGGACGCUUCAAAGAAUCUGUUGAGAAACGCGUCAGAUUAAAAAAUGUAUCAAAGUCUGCUCUAGAAUAUCUUUUAACACUUCUACAUUGUGGGUUAAAUAAUCCCAAAUGUGAAGUACAGAUAUUCCCAAUAGCUGAUAAGUUGGAAACGAAUUUAGAAGUGUUAUUGCUAUCUGAUAGGUUUUUAUUUGAAAAAUUAAAGGAGUUACUCAGCAGUGCUAUUCUCCAAUUUCUACUAACACCAGAGACAGCUGAUAAGAUCUACGUAUGGUCGCUAAGCGAAGGUAUGGGGUUCCUCUGUGUAGAGUCUGUUGCAUAUUUGCUAACUGGAAAGAUGAGGGAGUCGGAUCGAACGAAGUCGUUUCAAACAAUACUCAGCUUAAAAUACAAGGACCAAUGGCUUGACGAUAUUAAAUCCAUGAUUUUGAGACAAUUAGUGAAGUAGACGUUAGGAGCGUUGAAGAUAAUAGGCGCUAGCAAAUACUUCAGUGAUUUUUUUUGCAUCUACACGUGAACACAUGCGAUCGUAAUAAAUCAUUUGGAUAAUGAUUUGACGACAGCAUUCGAAUGAAACAUUAACUAUAUAUAAUUGUUAUAUGUAGCAACAAAUAAUAGACAAAUAUUUUAUAUGUUAUCUUAUCACUUUACCAGUUUUUACUUUUUGCGUAAGAAUGCAUUUAUGUUAGAUUAACAAUAAACUUUAUCGUUAUAAUAAUAAGUAUUUUUACACUGCCAUUUAAUCGUACGUAAUUCCGUGCCUUCUAUUACAUAUAACAUUCCUGUUAUUGUUAAUCUUCACAUGUUGCUUUAAUGGUUAUAUAAUAAAGUAAUUGGGAUGGUAAUUUGGCGUGGAAUAAAACAAUACAUCACACUUUAAAAUGUAUAUAAUAUAAUGUAUUUGUAAUUUAUUGCAAUAUAAAAUUAAUAUAA